AAUGUAAACGAAAUGCACACGUUGACGUUACAGCUCGAUCAGCAGAGAAGAGAUUGUUGAAAUGAAGCACCCCUUUGUAAAUUGAAACUUGCUGUAGUACUUUUAAAAAGCAAGAGUUCAGUAAAAACGAGCUUUAAUGAUUGACAGUGUGUGCGGAUAAGUAGGCACAAUGUAAAUCCUCUUACUCUGCAAAAAUCCGUGAUGUGCAUUUUAAAGACUGAAGCAUUUACAUGUCGAAAGGACUCAAUUUCAAUAGAAGCAGCAUGUUGAAUUGUGAUUCACGGCAAUCAAAUGGAUUUCAUGUCUGUAAUAAGGAAGAAAUGAAUUCUAAUUCCAGUUAAUGAGAAAGAUGAGGCUGAUCUAUUGCUGCAGUGCUUUGCUGCUGCUCAUCCUUCUGUCCAGAACCUGUCAAAGUGGCAACAUCUUGGUCUUUCCUUUGGAAGGCAGCCACUGGAUAAACAUGGAUAUCCUACUUCAAGCUCUGCACUCCAGAGGACACAAUCUAACUAUUGUGCGUUCCAGCAAAAGCUGGUACAUCAAGGAUAACUCCACGUAUUACAGUACCUACACAGUUCCAGUAGAGAGGGGCUUAGAUAAGGAGUUCAUCACAAGAAUCAUAUAUGAGAUCAUGGAAUUUGAACGGGGAAGUCUCCCCUUAGCCAAUUUUUUCCAUUUGACUGUAGGCAUGUUCAGCUCAUUUGUUGAUGCUCACAAAGCUGUGGGUGAAUUUAUAUCAGCGCUGCUAAGUGACAGAGAGUUGAUGAGAAUGUUGAAUGACACCAAGUUUGACGUGGUCCUCACUGACCCCUGCUGGGGUGGUGGACCCAUUUUGGCCAAAUAUUUGAACCUUCCUUUGGUUUAUAAUGUUCGCUGGUUAGUAGUUGGAGAAGCUCAUCUUGCCAUUGCCCCUUCACCCACAUCUUAUAUUCCGACAACAGGAACUGGUUUAACUGAUAGCAUGUCCUUUUUUCAGAGAGUUAAAAACAUGAUUUUACAGCUAAUAACCCAAACACAAAAACAUCUGCUGAUCAAAGCAGUAUAUCAGGAAAUAUGUGACACGUAUCUGGGGCCUGAGAAUGAUUUUAACCAGCUAUUGAUUGACGCAGACAUUUGGCUGAUGAGAGUGGACUUUGUGUUUGAAUAUCCACGCCCCACAAUGCCUAAUGUUGUGUACAUGGGAGGGUUCCAGUGUAAACCUCCAAAACCUCUGCCUCAACACUUGGAGGAGUUUGUGCAGAGUUCUGGAGAGCAUGGAGUCAUCAUCAUGUCUCUGGGGACUUUUGUGAAUGAACUACCUGCUGACAUGGCAAAUGAGAUCGCUGCAGCUUUUGCUAAACUUCCUCAGAAAGUCAUCUGGAGGUAUAAAGGAAGCAGACCAUCCACUCUGGCCAACAACACUUUAUUGGUGGACUGGAUGCCUCAGAACGACCUUCUAGGACAUCCUAAAGUAAAAGUGUUUGUGGCUCAUGGAGGAACAAAUGGAGUCCAAGAAGCUAUUUAUCAUGGAGUCCCAGUUGUGGGUCUCCCAGUGUUUUUUGACCAAUAUGACAACCUGAUCCGACUAGAAGACAGAGGAGGAGCUAAGAUUCUUACAUUAUCUACAGUGGACAAAGACAACAACUUCCUAAAAGCUAUCCAGGAUGUCUUGAAUGAACCCUCCUACAGGAUGAACAUGCAGAGACUCUCCAGGCUGCACAGAGAUCAGCCAAUAACACCGAUGGAUAACGCCCUCUUCUGGAUCGAGUUUGUCAUGAGACACAAAGGUGCAGCUCACCUGAAACCAGCAUCACUCAGAAUGUCCUGGUAUUCCUACCACUCUGUAGACGUAGCUCUGUUCCUGGGUGGAGCUGUGCUGCUCAUGGUUUUAACUAUUUUCUUCUUCAUGAGAUGUUUGUGCAAUGCAAUGUGUAAAUCUAAAGUGAAACAAGAGUAAUGAUUGAAGCUGUUCAAAUCCAUUUUAUUGUGUUUUGUGGUUGCUAUACACUUGGAGGUAUAAAGUAAAAGGUGCUGAGAUAUCAA
Amphiprion ocellaris (clown anemonefish) is the source of this 2019-nucleotide messenger RNA. RefSeq names its product UDP-glucuronosyltransferase 2C1-like. The coding region runs from base 341 to 1933 and encodes 530 amino acids. Gene Ontology annotation, molecular function: UDP-glycosyltransferase activity. The record is from RefSeq and is a predicted model, not a curated record. NCBI's taxonomy places the organism in Eukaryota, Metazoa, Chordata, Actinopteri, Pomacentridae. The transcript has 2 exons.